AUGAACAGUUCCGCGGAAUGUCUGGGACCAAACGGCGUUGAGCUACACACCAACUCGAAGCAUGUAAACUGCAGUACAAAGCUGGACGCUCAUACCGGGGGAGGCAUCACAGCCCUGGGCAUUCUUGUCUCGGUCUUCCUGAGUCUCAUCACUUUAGCGACCGUGGUAUCCAAUGGAUUUGUAAUCGCCACUAUCUACCAGACCAGGAAGCUUCACACUCCCGCUAACAUCCUGAUCGGCUCCUUGGCCGUCACCGACCUCAUGGUCGCCCUGCUGGUGAUGCCCAUCAGCAUUGUCUACACGGUCAGCGGCACUUGGAGUUUCGGCCAAGUCGUCUGCGACGUCUGGCUGUCCUCGGAUAUCACCUGUUGCACCGCCUCGAUCCUGCAUUUGUGUGUGAUCGCUUUGGACCGGUACUGGGCUAUCACGGACGCGGUGGAGUACUCGGCCAGGAGGACCCCUGAAAGAGCCGCUGGGAUGAUCGUCACGGUGUGGGUGAUCUCGGUCUGCAUUUCCAUCCCGCCUCUGUUCUGGAGGCAGGCCAAGGCAGUGGGGCUAACAGACUGCAUGGUCAACACUGACCAGAUCUUCUACACCAUCUACUCAACUUUCGGAGCCUUUUACAUCCCCACUUUGCUGCUGAUCGCACUCUACGGGAGAAUCUACGUGGAGGCAAGGUCCAGGAUCCUGAAGCAGACGCCAAAGAACACGGCCAAGAGACUGACCACGGCGCAGCUGGUCACCGACUCGCCGGGAUCCUCCUCACUCUCGGUGAACUCGCGGGCGAACGAGGCCGCGGGCUCUCCGGUGUACCUGAACCACGUCAAGAUCAAAGUUUCUGACGCGCUUUUGGAAAGGAAGCGGAUCUUGGCGGCCAGGGAGAGGAAAGCGACGAAAACACUGGGGAUAAUCUUAGGGGCGUUCAUCGUGUGCUGGCUCCCGUUCUUCAUCAUCACCCUGGUGAUGCCCAUCUGCAAGGAGGCUUGUUGGUUCCAUCAUGCCAUCUUUGACAUCUUUAAUUGGCUGGGCUACCUAAAUUCCCUCAUUAACCCCAUCAUUUACACCAUGUCUAACGACGACUUCAAGCAGGCUUUCCAGAAACUAAUCCGGUUGAGAUGACUGUGAAUCACCCAAUAGUCUCAUACGUGUACAAGUAAGAACGCUAAACCACC
This is a messenger RNA of Hypanus sabinus (Atlantic stingray), 1172 nucleotides long. Its product is annotated as 5-hydroxytryptamine receptor 1B-like. Bases 1 to 1119 code for a protein of 372 amino acids. NCBI's taxonomy places the organism in Eukaryota, Metazoa, Chordata, Chondrichthyes, Myliobatiformes, Dasyatidae. The transcript has a single exon. The record is from RefSeq and is a predicted model, not a curated record. Gene Ontology annotation, molecular function: neurotransmitter receptor activity; G protein-coupled serotonin receptor activity. Gene Ontology annotation, biological process: regulation of behavior; bone remodeling; chemical synaptic transmission. Gene Ontology annotation, cellular component: plasma membrane; dendrite.